Platichthys flesus (European flounder) is the source of this 2324-nucleotide messenger RNA. Its product is annotated as tetratricopeptide repeat protein 16. Bases 183 to 1979 code for a protein of 598 amino acids. NCBI's taxonomy places the organism in Eukaryota, Metazoa, Chordata, Actinopteri, Pleuronectiformes, Pleuronectidae. The record is from RefSeq and is a predicted model, not a curated record. The transcript is spliced from 12 exons. Gene Ontology annotation, molecular function: protein binding.
GUGAAGGGAGGGAACUAUCCCUGUUUUUGUUUUAAAAAUAAAAGCCUGUGGUUUCCAUGGUGACGUCCAGGUUCACCAACAUCACGCAGAAACUUUAAAAUGUCAACGAAGUAAAAAAUGAAAAGUUAAAACAGCUUGAAUCAGCGAGUUGACCGACCGGAUGGAGCCUGAAGAGAGAAACGAUGAGACGGGGAAAUAAACCGGAAACAGCGCAGCGAGCAGAGGAGCAGGGUUCGAUUCCCUCGGUGUCUCAGGAGGAGCCGGACGAGGCUCAGAGGAGAAACUCCUUCAAGCAGCUUCUUGGUUCCAGUGAAACUUUGAAGCUCCGUCACAGAAUGGAGCUGACGGGGAAACUCAUCCUCCAGAGCAGAGCUGCAGAGCAUUACUCAAGUGGAGAAGAGGCCAUGAGGGAGCGUCAGUACGAGAAGGCCGUGAUCUGCUUCUCUAGAGCCGCCACGCUGCAGCCGGAGCAGACUCGGCUGUUUGUGGCUCAGGCGGAAUCGUACCUGCAGCUCUGUGACUUCCAGUCGGCAGCAGCCUGCUUUCAAAAGGCCGAGCUCCUGGAGCCCGGAGCUUUCAGCUGCCGCUUGGCUUUCAUCUACUAUCUCCAGGGUCAGUGUCUGUUCGACAGAGCUCUCUUCUCAGAAGCUCUGGACUCGUUCAGCCGAGCUGCUGAGCUGAAGCCCGGCUGCAGAGUCCUCGCUGCCAGACGUCUGGCCUGUCUGGCAGCUGCAGGUCUUCACGCUCACUGUCUGAAGCUGGUCAACGACUGGAUGACAUCGGACGGUCCGACCUCUGACCUCUACGUCCUCAGAGCCCGGCUGCACCGACGACUCCAGCAGACGUCCCAGUGUCAUCGGGACGUGACGUCGGCGCUGGCGUUGACCCCGACGUGUCCGGAGGCCUCGGCUCUGCUGCUGCAGCUGCAGGAGGCCGGGGAAGGAGCCAGACUUCAGGCCGUGGAGCGGGCGCUGAGCGGGCGGCUCACUGAAGCCGUCUGCAGGAUCAACGCCGCUCUGGAGAACUGUCCGCAGGACGCACGCCUCCACCUGUUCAGAGGGAUCCUCUACCGACGCCUGAAGGACUUCACCGCCGCCAUCGAGGAUCUGGUUCAGGCUGUGGAGCUCAGCGAGAAGGAGGAGGGUGGGGUCAAAGGUCAGGUGGAGGUCAGACACAGGCAGGACGGCUCUUUGGAGGCGGAGGCGGAGUUUCAGCUGGUUCUCACCUACAAUGACUUUGCUGUUCAGUGUUUCAGCCGAGGUCUGUACGCUGAAGCUGCUCUGCUCCUCAACAAGGCCAUCGAGGAGGAGAAGGAGGAGGCGGGGCUGUACCUGAACCGAGGAGACUGUUUCUUUAAACAGGGGGAGUUGUGUUACGCUCUGUCCGACUACCAGCAGGCCGAGGAAAUGAUGCGACCGGACGACCCGGCUCUCCGGCUGCGCCUCGCUGUCCUUCACCACACUUUGGGAUCCCUCCACUUCCAGGAGGGGCGUUUCCAGGAGGCGGUGGACAUGUUGUCUCUGUCCGUCCACUACGACCCUUCAGCCACUCGGUCCUACGAGGACAGAGCCAAGGCCCUCAGGAGGCUCCGGGAGCUGGACGGGGCCCGAGAGGACGUGAUCCGAACCCUGAUCCUGGAUCCCAGCAGCGAGGAGCUGCCUCCGAUGCUCAUGAGUCUGUUCCCUGGACGCUGUGUCUCUGAUGUUUUGUCGAGUCCUGCAGGACAGCAGGUCAGAGGUCAGCUGACGGACGCCAUCCAGGCCUGCGGCGCCGUCUCUGAGCAGCGAAGACGCAGCGAGAAGAUCCGACUGACGACCCUGACCAAUGAGACGCCAGCGAUUCAGUCAGGUGACUCCUCAGGAGGAGAUGAGCCGAGGUCGAGUGUGAACCAACAGGAGGCGGAGUUAACUGUGAGGGGCCUCCUGCAAGGGCUCAUGGGAAAAACUUCAUCAUCAUCAUGUUCUUAUCCACUAAAGUGAGGUAGAACCACCACAACAAACAACAACAAACAACAACAAACAACAACAACAAACAACAACAAAUCAAACCACAGUCCUGUUUCUUUAAGCCUUUCACUUCAUUUAAAAUAUAAAAGACAUCAUGACAAAUUAUGAAAGCUUCAUAAAGAGAAACAUUUUAAAAAGAAAAAUGAAAUAAUUUGAAAAAUGGAUGUGACGUUGAGAAGCAGUUCUAGCCUGAGUCCAGUAGAGGGCGGCAGAGACACGGUGGUUUGUGGGGAAGUUCCACUGGGUUUGAUUUUUAUCAUCUAAGUUCAAAGGUUUGGUUCUUUAUCUUCAUAUUGUAUAAAAAUAAAAAUAAUAAAA